Messenger RNA from Monopterus albus (swamp eel), 2317 nucleotides. It is a transcript of the gene poc1b, whose product is annotated as POC1 centriolar protein B. NCBI's taxonomy places the organism in Eukaryota, Metazoa, Chordata, Actinopteri, Synbranchiformes, Synbranchidae. Gene Ontology annotation, molecular function: protein binding. The record is from RefSeq and is a predicted model, not a curated record. Gene Ontology annotation, biological process: cilium assembly. Bases 231 to 1805 code for a protein of 524 amino acids. The transcript has 12 exons. Gene Ontology annotation, cellular component: centriole; ciliary basal body.
UUCAUUUAGAAGAACUAGCGGGUGUUUGGGUAACGCCGUUUUCAUUUAGAAUUCAAAGAACUCCAAGUUAACCAAAAUUACCCACUAAAAUACUGCUCCGCCUCAUCUGGGUUCAACAAGUCAGGUCUGAAGGCGCACUGUUUGACAGUUAUGGAAGUACAACGCUGCGGUGCGGUUCAACUUUCCCUCAGACAACAUUUCUUAGCUCCGUAAAACUGCAAAUUCUCACAAUGGCGUCUGUUUUGGAGGAUCCCACCCUAGAGAGACACUUCAGGGGACAUAAAGAUGCUGUGAUGUGUGCAGACUUCAAUCCAAACCGCAAACAACUGGCCUCAGGGUCAGUGGAUAAGAGCCUUAUGAUCUGGAAUCUGGCUCCAAAGGCAAGGGCUUUCCGCUUUGUCGGCCACCAAGACGUCAUCACUGGUGUGCACUUUUCCCCUUUUGGCAACCUGGUGGCCACGUCCUCACAGGACAGAACAGUCCGACUGUGGACGCCUUCCAUGAAAGGAGAGUCAACGGUGUUUAAGGCUCACACAGCCGCCGUACGCAGUGUUGCCUUCUCCCAUGAUGGCCAGAGACUGGUGACGGCAUCUGAUGACAAGUCGGUUAAAGUGUGGAGUGUUCACCGGCAGUGCUUUGUCUACUCCCUCAAUCAGCACACGAACUGGGUGCGCUGUGCCAGGUUUUCUCCAGAUGGGCGGCUCAUAGCGUCCUGUGGGGAUGACCGUUCCAUCCGACUUUGGGACACUUCCACCAAACACUGCAUUAACUGUUUCACUGAUUAUGGAGGAUCAGCAACAUUUGUUGAUUUCAACUCCAGUGGCACCUGUAUCGCAUCCUCAGGAGCUGACAGAACACUGAAGAUUUGGGAUCUACGGACCAACAAGCUGAUUCAGCAUUAUCAAGUUCAUAGUGCAGGAAUCAAUAGCAUUUCCUUCCACCCAUCCAACAACUACCUGAUCAGUGGCUCCAGUGACAGCACUAUUAAGAUCCUGGACUUGCUGGAGGGACGUCUCAUCUACACCCUCCACGGACACAAGGGUGCUGUACUCGCAGUAGCCUUUUCCAGGGCUGGAGAUCUCUUUGCCUCAGGUGGAGCUGAUGGUCAGGUGCUGAUGUGGAGGACAAACUUUGACACCAAACCCUACCAGGAUGUCUUACAACAGCAUAGCCGGAGGUCCACCCCUGAUCCCCCACCCCACCUGAGUGACAUCCAUCCCCGAGGACCCCACCUUCAUCACCCGCAGCCCUCAGCCAUACAAAUCAGUCCAACCGUGGCAGACACUCAAUCCACUGACCCGCACGUCAUAGAGCUUGGCCAAGCCGUUCACAGCACCAUGCUCUUAACAGGUCAGACACACUCGAUGACCACGCAGUCUGCCGCCAACAGUCGACACUCCGAUGGUUUGCCGACACGUAUUGUCACCACUUCAAGAGCGGGAGAAUGGAGAGAGGAUGAAAGUGCCAGUAGGACGGGUUCCACUGCUGGCAGCCAGGCUGGGGCAGACAGGGGAGGAAGAGGAAGGCGAGAAGACAAGGAAGAGGAAAGAGGGCAGACGCACCCACUGGAAGUCCCCUCUGGUCAUCCGUCGAGUUUGGACACCGUCCUGCGGCACAUUGUUCAACAGCUGGAUAUUCUCACGCAGACUGUUUCAGUGCUGGAGGAGCGUCUGACCCUGACUGAGGACAAGCUGAAGGAGUGUCUCCUACACCAGUCCCAGAUACUUAAGGAGGUGCGAGCAUCCGGAGAGAGCCGGAGGAUGGAAAGGGACGGGGUGGAGGGAUCACCUGUCCAUUUCACUUGAGAAUGACCUCACCCUCUCUGACUGCAGCACAAACGCACACUGAGCCAGACUGCCUCCAAGACUGCUGUGCGCGCGUGUGUGAAUGUACAUAUUUGUGUGUGAUAUAAAUGUCCACCACGGUGGUCUUUCUCAGGGGUCAGUGGGCUAGUCACAGUUUGGAUGGGCGCCAAAGUGAGUGUUUGUGUGUAACACCAAAAUGUUUUCUGUGUCCCUCUGCACCUCCUAUCCAGCUGUACAGCCAGCAGACAUUCCCUUUGUGAGUGUGUGUGUGUGUGUGUGUGUGUGGGUUAAUAUGGAUAUUGGAUCCAAUCUAGACAGCUGCAGCUAUGAAAACAGAUGGCGCUCCUCUGUUGUAAGACCCGUGUGUGUUUGUGUGCAUAAGAACAUUUUUCAUUGUAAUCUGUUUGCAUCUUUCCAUAAUGCCACGUAAAACCAACUUGUGCUACAUAUUGCCUCAAAUACACUUUGUCAUGUAAAUAUAAUUUAUAUUAAUAAAUACUCUUUUGCACUAA